AUGACCGACUCCCAACCAACGACUUCGCUGCUGGACCAGGGCGAUUCCAUUUCCAUAGCCCAGCUCAAUCCCGAUAUUUCAGAACCGGAAAAGCGACGUGUAUGCGGCACUGUCACUAUCACAUGGCCAUUCAGCAUCCUCCAUAAAUCCGUCGCAUUCCUCUUGGCCGAGCGAGACUUCCGACUCCGACGCGAAAAUGGCCAAGUACGUGUACGCUUCCAUGGCGCAGCCGCCAGGGCAAUUGCGGAUGCGUCGCUGGGAGCAGGCGAUGAAAUCCGCGUGAGUUUGCAAGGAGUCAGGUGGGAGAAGAACGAGACGCAUACGCAGGUCGCAGGAAGCACUCUAGAGUGGCAGCUCGAAUUCACAAAUCGCUUAAUACUUGGUAUAAGUAGACCAGAAACAGGGCAAGAGACAAUAAUCGACAUCGAUGUUCCCACUGAGGAACCCGAGACUACUACCAACGACCAGGCAAAUAACAUCAACUCCGUCGAUGUCCUCACACCUGUCGCCGAAGGACCAGCCACUCCAACACCACAAUCUCCGGAAGUCACAUUGCCUUCGAAACGAAACAUGGCCUCAACUUUAGAUCCCAACGAAUACGCUUCGCCCGCCUUUCUCAAACGAGCCCGUGUUUCAUACGGGUCAUUGUUCGAAGGAGGCAUGGACACGUUCGACGACGAUGUUAGCAAGAAGAGCAAGUCAAAGAAGCGCACACGGUUCAGCCUACCUAGCAACGCCUGGCGAUACACUAGUCAAUCCCCCAGCCCCGAACCCGAACAGAUGUCCGAGGUCGACGAAGAAGAGCCCCAAGCAAACGGGGUUUCGCAGCCGAAUGGCGAUACCGAAGGUGUUCCUAUGGAUACACCGCAGCGACGGGCAAUGGUUGACCAAGGCGUUCAAACAGCAGAUGUCGAUUUCACUCCCAUGGCCAGUGUGCAGGUCAUGGCUGAAUCGAGACCAGCCUUUGGGUUUGCACAGUUGACUCCCACACCGUUUGCUCGAACAAGGCCGUUCGGGGCAGAUAGUUCCAUGAUGGAUCCGUCCCUGCAAUUUGAAGGAGACUCAACAACACCACAUGGUAUGCCGCUAGGGUCACAUCAAGAUCUACUGGGUCACUCGCCGAACCACAUGGGAACCGACUUGGCGUUUACUUACACGCCCCAGACCGUGCUCUUCCCCCAGGCGCAAGGGUUCUUGCCCGAGGAGCAUGUCCAGAACACUAUGCCAGGGUCACUCACUCCUGCUACGGGAGCAGAGGACUAUCCUCCUGGGCUGUUGGAUACCGACCCAAUCCCUUCUAACAUGGUGGAUAACCUCACAAGCAUUGCUGCUCUCGGAUCGCAGUCCGACAUGGCUCCUCAUGAUCCCUUCGAUACAGAAGCGCACCUCUCUUCGACUUUCAACACCACUAUGCAACCGCCUCAAAAUGUAUGGGCUACUGAGGAAUCACCCGAACCACAAUCCGCAAAUGCUAGUAGCGAUGUGGAGCACCCGGUCGUAAUCAUGAGCUCAUCGCCAUUCAGAGAACAAGGCUCACAGGAGCCAAGCGAAAGUCGACAGCCAUCUCCAUCAAGAGACAACACAGAGGUAAACACAACUGCGGAUGGGUCUCCAGAGCCAGCACUCGAGGAACCUGAGUAUUACCGCGAUGGCGGCGACGAACCUGGCGACGAUUAUGACCUCAGAAAAUACUCCCGUACGCACGAUGACGACGACGAUGUUGAGACGUCCGAAGAGGAGCUAGAGGUGAAUAAUGAUGAUCCAGAAGCGCAGAUCAUGAACCCUGAAGAAGAUGAUGUGGACGUUGAUGAAGAUGUAGAGAACCAGGAGGGAUACCUCGAGGACGCUGAGGAGUACGCAGAGGAGGUGUAUGAGCGGCGGUCUGGAGACGAGGGAGAAGAAUAUGAAGGUUCAGAAGGUGAUGCAGAAGGCGAAUAUUAUUCAGAUGAGGAAGAUGGCUACGACGAUGAAGAAGAGGAAGAGUAUGAUGAGGAGGCAGAAAACCGUCCGUCUGCUCCCCCUGUUCAACAGGACCCUGUCUUCAUUAGCUUGCUCUCGGAUUCUGAAGAUGACGAAGAGCCCGAACAGGCACCAGAGCCAGAGCCUCAAUCAGAAUCCGAGGCAGACUCAGAGUCUGUGAAAGACCAAGAGCAUGAACCUGAACCUGAACCUGAACCUGAACCUGAACCAGCAAGCGAACCGGAGCAUGAAGACGAAACAAACUCUCUAUUGCAGCCUGAGACAAAACGAGAGAUCGAAGAUUUCAAGGCAGAUGGGGAGAUGACCAAAGAAAACGACCAGCCUUUACUGGAAACUGAGGCCAAGGAGCCGUCUGAGCAGGUGACGAAGGAGGCUAAUUUGGAGGAAAAAACAAAAGAUGCCAAUGAGGAACAGCCUGCUGAAUUGGAAAAUAUCUCGGCUCCUUCACCACCUGUCAAGGAGUCGAUCACAGACGAUGUUGAAGCUGCCGAAGCACCUGCAGUGUCGGAAGCAAACAAGGAGGAUGACAACUCACCCCGUGCCGACCAGACUACCGAAGAGCAAUCUACUGUGAACUUAUCCACCCAAAAAGAACCUCCUACUGAAGAAGAGGAACAGCAUGAACCAGAAACCAAAAGAGAACCAAGUCCGGCCAAGACAGAAUCGGGUGAUAUCGACAUGGACCACGCACCUGCGCCAGUGGAAGAAUGCGAUGAGAGCGAGAACGUUGUUCCCGAGGAGCCUAAAGAACCAGACGCGCCUGACGAGACUGUUCCUGUUGUGGCUGAGGAGCCAGUUGAAGCUAUGGACGUCGAUGCACCCGCUGGAGAAGCCAAGGAAGACACUAUUGACUCAAUCGAGACAACAGUGGUGGAAGUUGUCGAGGCCAGUAUCACUAUUAGCGAGGAGGCAUCUGGCACAAUCACAGAAGUUGUACAGGAUGCCUCAGCAAGUGUCCACAUGGUGACGGCGCAAGAAGAUCUUGCAUCUGAGGAGAUUGGCUCGGAUGAUCAUGCAAUCCUCGAAACUCGGGGCUCUCAGAGUCCAGAGAUCUCUGAAUCGCAUGACGCUAUCAUGCAGGACGCCGCCUCGUGCAAGGUGACAACUCAACCGGCUCCUCAGUCAGCGGAUGCCUUAUCUGAAACACAUCGUGGUAAAGCUGAAGAGGCAAACGUGGGCAAAGAGCCUACAGAGCAUGGUCAGAUCUCACCUCCGCCAACUCAAGCUCUUGAAACACAAAUAUUGGAAGAAGACAGCAUCAACGUUUCGAACGAGCAACACGGCGAACACCUUCCAACUCCUGGCGAGACGCAGCAGAUGGUAGAGGUUGAAAUGGUUGAAACGUUGAACACUGUCACUCAGAACAACGAAGUCGACGAUGAAGAUGUAGACCCGGAGGAUCAGAUCAUGGCUGAGAUACUACAGCACUCACCUAUCCGGCAAGAUGCACACCCUUUAAGAGACCCUUUCAUGUCUUCCCCUGUAACGUCACAGACCAAAUCACCAGUGCAGGCUGAACAGACCGAUGAACCGCUUGCAGCAUCUCCUGGAAAUGAUGAGCCAGCAUCUGAUAUUAUUGUUGCCAAGUCCUUGCGAUCUAGACGUAAGAAGUUGGCCAAAACAUCUGAUGGGAAUGGCGCAGAGGACCCUAGCCUUGCGCUGAUCAUAAACACACCCACCUCAAAGACUGCAGAACGUCGAAGCAAGCAGAGCAGUCCAGACGGCUCAAGCAGCAAAACACGCAGUAAGACGAAUCACGACGAUCCUAGCAUUCAAUUGGCUGGCGGCUCAGUGCAAACAAAGGCGAAGAACGAGCGCAAGAGAAAGGCUCCAGAUGACGAGGGUGGGCUCGAUGCAGAUAACAGCUCGCCGGGAUCUCAACGAAUAACACGCUCGAAAACUGAUCAUGGCGACCCCAGCAUAUUGCUUGCGAAAGGAUCAAGUCCAUCAGCUAGGCAUUUAAGAAGCCACAAGACACCAGAUCCCAAGCGAGAGACGCCUAGGCGCGAGACUCGCUCUGUUUCGAGAAGCCUGCAGAUACAGGAGGAUUCCCCCGACGUAUCCUUCACUUCACUCAAAUCCCCAUCAAUUGCUGGAUCUGCUGGGACUGUGCCCGAGGAGGAGGAUGUCAAGACCCUUAAACAACAACUGGUCAAGGGCCUGCGAACGAGCCUUCCUGACUUCCUCUCGCUCAAGUUGGUCAGUAGGAAUUCUAUUGAUAAGAUGACAGAUAUUCUUGCUGUUGUCACGCAGACGCCAGCACACCCACACAGGCCCAAACAUGGCCCUCGGGAUUUCAUGCUCACCUUGAGCUUGACCGACCCGUCAACUGCACCAACUCAAGUCCGUGUGGCCCAUAUUUUCCGGCCCCACCUCGCUUCCCUGCCGGAAGUUGACGCCGGGGAUGUCAUACUCCUCCGGCGGGUCAAGGUGGUGUCAAUGAAGGGCCGUGGCUUCGGCGUCCGGUCAGAGGAUUCCUCGUCAUGGGCCGUUUCCAAGUCUAAUGACAAAGAAAUUCUGAGCCAAGUCAAGGGUCCACCUGUCGAAAUUACCCCAGAAGAGAUCGAAUAUGCCAAGGGUCUGCGGCAAUGGUGGAGCCACCAGGAUGACAGCGCUAUGGACAAGAUCGAGACGGCGUCCCGGAAGGUGACCGAGGCGGGUAAGGAGAACACCAAAUGA
Fusarium sp. VM40 is the source of this 4659-nucleotide messenger RNA. Lineage: Eukaryota; Fungi; Ascomycota; Sordariomycetes; Hypocreales; Nectriaceae. The record is from the annotation of a GenBank genome assembly.